AUGUUUUGUUAAACAGACCCCUGAUCGUCCUGUCGAAAAGUGAGAGCGUCCAUGGUUUCAUGAUUCUUGGUAUCAAACUGCUGAUUAAAAGGGUCUAAAUCCACUUGCAAACGCCCUAGUAGAAUUGGUGGAUAAUCCUAAUGGCUUUAACAAAUCUGAUCCCGGCCCGUUUCCUGUGCCUAAUUGCUCAUCUGGUUAUAACUGUCACUCUCAUAUGGUCACGGGAUGCCAACGUACGAGCCUGCCUACCUGAAACCUACACGGAUACAGAGUACAAUACAGUAGAUGUGGCGUUGAUCAUUGGCCUGUCACUGAGUAUCGUAUUCUUGGUCAUUGAGAUUAUUGGCUUUAUGUCUGGUGUCUCAAUGUUCAUUCAUCCAGUUGGUCUUCUGUCCACUACCUGCCAUGCGAGUGCCGCCAUUGCACUAUCCUUCUAUCUCUUUGAGGAGUGGCCAUGCUACAUAUUCUGGUAUAUCUUUGGAUUCUGCAGCGCGUUUCCAGCAUUAGUUGAGAUAGCGGUUUUGAUAGCUGUGCUGGGCCUCAAGAAAGUCAGGUGAUGUUGUCACAUGACUUCAUGAUCAUAUCAGGUGAUCUUCUUCAGCAUAAAGUGAAUCUACUGACAUAACUGACUCUCUUUAGAAAGGAUGUGUCUUGAUAUGACUGUAAUAGAGGUUUAAUCUCUUUGAUGUGAUAGCAGAAAAUCAGAUGAUGAUGUCACAUGUCUUCAGUAUAUCAGGUGACCGGUUCAGUUCAGCAUAUUUGAUUUCCAGAACUGACAUGCAUGGAAAGCCCAUCGUAAUUCAUCAAGUUAGCAUGUUUCUGAUGAAUGUGUCUUAAUAGAAAGUCAGGUGAUAUUGUCGUGUGACUAAGUCAGGUGAUCAUCCUAUAGAGCUUGAUGAUGCUAUUGGAGUAUUGGUCACUGCACUGUACUUGUACUGGAACUAAUCAGGUGAUAUGAUCACAUGACUCAGAAAGUCAGGUGAUCAUCCUAAGAUGAGGGAAAUUGAACAACGUUCAAAACUGAGGGAAGGGAAUAGAUGCCUUGACUAAACAUUGCAAUUGGAAUAUUGAUCACUAUGCUUACAUUAGGAAGAUAAAACCUCCCUUUAUAUGAAGACUGGAGGUAGUCAGGUGUUAAGUCACAUGUCUUCAAGAUAGUCAGGUGAUCAUCCCAAGAUUAGGGAAAUGGAACAAGUGUUAAACUUAGAGAGGAGAAAAUAUACUAAACGUUGCCAUUGGAGUACUGGGGGAGGUUUCACCAACAUUUUAAUUUGACAACAUGUAAGAUCUGACAACUUCCCUUGAUUUUGAUUGGCUGAGAAGUACUGUUACUAGGACAACUGUUGGAUGAAAACAGGACCUGUCGGAUAGAACAUCCAACAAGUCCUUCAUGAAAUGCUCCUUAGAUAUACUGGAGUUUAGAAUCAGGUGAUACAAUCACAUGACCCAGAAACAGUGGUAAUCAUCCUGAGAUGAAGGAAUUUGAACAAAAUUUUACAUGUAUAAAUUGAGAGGAUAGCAAGUUCAUAUAGACUUGAUAUUGUAUUCAGAAUAUUGAUCACUGUGCCUAGUCAGAAGAUAGUAGGAUAAGUCAGGUGAAAAUGUCACAUGACUCCAGGCUGUCAUGUGAUAUCUUUACAGCAAUAUCUUUAUACCAAUUUGCCUGAAGUUACAUCAGAAUGUACCUCAAGUUACUUAAAAGUUGCUGUGUUAAUUGUAAUGGGAGAAUGUCCAGUGAUGAUAUUGUGAACUGUCAAAAAUUGAAUCAAUGUUUAAAAGUUUUAAAAAGAUUUACUGCUGAUUGUUGUUUACCGGUAAUCAGAUAGGGCUAGAUUUUAAAUUCCUUGUUAAAUUUGAAUGCAUAAACAUUCUUUUGAAAUAAAACUGCACAAGUAUUAGUGCUACCUGUUAGUACUACUGAAUCUAUGACCGAUUGGUAAUUAUUAAAAAUGAAUUUUAUUAUACAAUAACAAAAUCUUUAAAAAUAAUUUUUCACCUUGAAUACUUAAUGUAUGUCAUGAAGAAACCUUGCUGAAAUUUUUGUAGAUCAUAUUUCUUCUGUUGUGAUGUUUUGUGUGAUUAAAAUAUAGACUUAACUUA
Lytechinus variegatus (green sea urchin) is the source of this 2100-nucleotide messenger RNA. RefSeq names its product transmembrane protein 107-like (gene tmem107). The record is from RefSeq and is a predicted model, not a curated record. Gene Ontology annotation, cellular component: MKS complex. The transcript has 6 exons. Lineage: Eukaryota; Metazoa; Echinodermata; Echinoidea; Temnopleuroida; Toxopneustidae. Gene Ontology annotation, biological process: protein localization to ciliary transition zone; non-motile cilium assembly. Bases 141 to 557 code for a protein of 138 amino acids.